Abrus precatorius (Indian licorice) is the source of this 2769-nucleotide messenger RNA. Its product is annotated as eukaryotic translation initiation factor 3 subunit B-like. The record is from RefSeq and is a predicted model, not a curated record. Gene Ontology annotation, biological process: translational initiation. Bases 175 to 2334 code for a protein of 719 amino acids. Lineage: Eukaryota; Viridiplantae; Streptophyta; Magnoliopsida; Fabales; Fabaceae. The transcript is spliced from 11 exons. Gene Ontology annotation, cellular component: eukaryotic translation initiation factor 3 complex. Gene Ontology annotation, molecular function: translation initiation factor binding; RNA binding; translation initiation factor activity.
AAGUGAAGAGGGUUUUAGUAAUCAUGUAAGGGGGAAACCCAGUAGAAUAGAUCAUAUUAUACAUUGCGCCACACGGGUUUGGGUAUCAAACUGGAGAACCCUACAAAUCCAACUCUCACACUCGCUCUCCCUCUGCCUCCAUAGCUUCGCGAUAACGCUCUCACAGCUACAGUCAUGGCUGAUGUCAUGGUCAUGAAAGAGAUCGAAGACACCGCGUUGCGUCUCGGCAUCGAUCUUUCCACUCUCGACCUCGACGCCAUUCGUCUUCCCCCAGGCGAAAAUUGCGGCAUCAUCAGCGAUGAUGAGGAUAUUUAUGAAGAGGAUAACCUCGAGUUUGAGUCUGGAUUCGGCAACAUCAUAGUCGUGGAUAAUCUCCCUGUUGUUCCGAGGGAGAAGUUUGAGAAGCUUGAAGGCGUGGUUCGCAAAAUUUAUAGUCAGAUUGGUGUUAUCAAAGACGAUGGUCUCUGGAUGCCUGUUGAUACUGAAACUGAUAAGACCUUAGGUUACUGCUUCAUCGAGUACAAUACUCCUCAGGAAGCUGAGCUUGCUAAAGAGAAGACUCAUGGGUACAAAUUGGACCGUGCGCACAUAUUUUCCGUGAGCAUGUUCGAUGACUUUGACAGGUUUAUGAAAGUUCCAGAUGAGUGGGCUCCUCCUGAAUCUAAGCCAUAUGUGGCUGGGGAAAAUCUUCAACACUGGCUCACAGAUUCAAAGGCCAGAGACCAGUUUGUGAUUCGUGCUGGUUCAGAUACUGAAGUGUUGUGGAAUGAUGCAAGACACUUAAAGCCUGAUCCUGUUUAUAAGCGUGCAUUUUGGACAGAGAGUUUUGUGCAAUGGUCCCCUCUGGGGACAUACUUGGCAACGGUUCACAGGCAGGGGGCAGCUGUCUGGGGUGGUGCUACGACCUUCAACCGUCUCAUGCGUUAUGCUCAUCCUCAGGUGAAACUUAUUGAUUUUUCACCUGGUGAGAAGUAUCUGGUAACUUAUAGCAGCCAUGAACCAAGCAAUCCUAGAGAUGCCAAUAGGGUUGUGAUAAAUAUAUUUGAUGUGAGGACUGGUAAAGUUAUGAGGGAUUUUAAAGGAAGUGCUGAUGACUUUGCAAUUGGAGGUGCUGGUGGUGUUACUGGGGUGUCAUGGCCUGUUUUCAAAUGGAGUGGCGGAAAGGAUGAUAAAUAUUUCGCAAGGAUGGGGAAAAAUAUACUCUCUGUGUAUGAGACAGAGAGCUUUUCUCUUGUUGACAAAAAGUCCUUGAAGGUUGAAAAUAUAAUGGAUUUCAGCUGGUCUCCAACUGAUCCAAUUAUUGCUCUCUUUGUUCCUGAGAUGGGAGGUGGUAACCAGCCUGCUAGGGUAAGUCUGGUUCAAAUCCCUAACAAAGAGGAACUCAGGCAGAAGAACCUUUUCAGUGUCAGUGACUGCAAGAUGUACUGGCAAAGCAAUGGAGAUUACCUUGCUGUUAAUGUAGACCGAUAUACUAAAACUAAAAAAAGCACAUACACAGGCUUUGAGCUUUUCCGUAUAAAAGAACGCGAUAUACCCAUUGAAGUUCUGGAGCUUGAGAAUAAGAAUGAUAAGAUCAUUGCAUUUGCUUGGGAGCCUAAAGGCCACAGGUUUGUUGUUAUUCAUGGUGAUAACCCUAAGCCUGAUGUUAGCAUUUUCUCCAUGCGGACUGCUCAGAACACUGGCCGGGUUUCAAAACUCGCUACUUUGAAAGGCAAGCAGGCAAAUGCUCUGUUCUGGUCACCUGCUGGUCGCUACAUUGUACUGGCUGGAUUGAAAGGCUUCAAUGGACAGUUGGAAUUUUAUAAUGUCGAUGAACUUGAAACAAUGGCUACUGCUGAACAUUUUAUGGCCACAGAUAUUGAAUGGGAUCCAACUGGAAGGUAUGUUGCAACUUCCGUAACCUCAGUUCAUGAAAUGGAAAAUGGUUUCAAUAUAUGGUCUUUUAAUGGCAAGCAUCUGUAUCGGAUAUUGAAGGAUCACUUCUUUCAGUUCUUAUGGCGACCAAGGCCUCCAUCUUUCUUGACUCUCGAGAAAGAGGAAGAGAUUGCCAAGAACUUGAAGAAGUAUAGCAAGAAAUAUGAGGCAGAAGAUCAAGAUGUUUCAUUGCUGCUGAGUGAGCAAGAGCGUGAGAAGCGUAGGAUGCUGAAAGAAGAGUGGGACAAGUGGGUCAAUGAAUGGAAGCGGAUGCACGAAGAGGAGGGUUUACAUAGGCAAAAGCUUAGGGACGGAGAGGCUAGUGACGAAGAAGAGGAAUACGAAGCAAAGGACAUAGAAGUUGAAGAAGUGAUCGAUGUAUCAGAAGAGGUUCUUCACUUUGAGUAUGGUCAAGAGUGAUUUAUAAUUUAUAGCUGGACUUAGGAUUCAAGCAUUUCAUUCACUUGUGGAGGUUUAGUUUGGACAACCUACUUGAAUUUCAUCUUUGCAAAACCCAAUUUUGUAGUUCUUUUUUAUUUUCUAGUGGAAGGAAUUGCUUUCUCUGUUAAAUUUAACACGAAAGACAAUUUUGCUACCCCCUUAAGGCAAAAGUCAUCAUCCCUCCCGGGUUCUGCACUGACAAAAUGCGUGAAGAAAUUUGUCAAGUUACAUUUUUAUUGUUUUAUUACAUAUUAUACGUUAUGGAUAAUCCGUUGCUAAUAUAUUUAGCAGCCUUAAAAGUUGUAUUUCCUAGGCAUGUAGCAAGUCAAAAUUCUUGGAGAAAAUGUAAUUUCUUUAGUGCUGAAUGCGUGAAUUUACGUGAAAUUAAAACUAAAUAAUACAUUUUUAAUUUGU